This is a messenger RNA of Nanorana parkeri, 4399 nucleotides long. RefSeq names its product insulin receptor substrate 2 (gene IRS2). Gene Ontology annotation, molecular function: insulin receptor binding; phosphatidylinositol 3-kinase binding. Bases 87 to 3116 code for a protein of 1009 amino acids. NCBI's taxonomy places the organism in Eukaryota, Metazoa, Chordata, Amphibia, Anura, Dicroglossidae. Gene Ontology annotation, biological process: insulin receptor signaling pathway. Gene Ontology annotation, cellular component: cytosol; plasma membrane. The record is from RefSeq and is a predicted model, not a curated record. The transcript is spliced from 2 exons.
GACUCUUUGAAGGUCAAGGUACUAGAAAUUGUCAAUCCGUCAUCCUUCCAACUCUGGGGAUCCAGGCGCUCGAGGUAAGAAGAGGAAUGGCCAGCCCUCCCACUCCAGGGCAGCCGGUUCUCCCCGCUGGCUCCAAUCUCAACCACAACAACAACAACAACAGCAGCAGCGUCAAAAAAUGCGGCUACCUGAGGAAGCAGAAGCAUGGUCACAAGCGUUUCUUCGUGCUGAAGGAGCCCGUGGAGGGGUGCCCCACUGCCAGGCUCGAGUACUACGAGAGCGAGAAGAAGUGGAGGAGCAAGUCGGCGGCGGCCAAAAGGGUCAUCUCCCUGGACAGCUGCCUGAACAUCAACAAACGGGCAGACGCUAAAAACAAGUACCUGAUCGCCCUUUACACCCGCGAUGAGUACUUUGCGGUGGCAGCAGAGACUGAGCAAGAGCAGGAGAGCUGGUACCGGGCUCUCACCGAGCUGCUGGGCAGCGGUAGAGGCGAAAAAGACAGAAAUGGGUGCACAGGUACAGGAGGAACCUGCUGUUCUGGAACGGCCAGCUGUGGUACUAAUUGUAGCGGUCACCUGGCAUUGGUUGAGGACCCAAAUUACGGACUAAUAACGCCAGCCAACGCAGCCUACAGGGAGGUGUGGCAAGUCAACUUGAAGCCAAGGGGCCUGGGCCAGAUUAAAAGUUUGAUCGGCGUGCAUCGGCUGUGCUUGUCCGCACGAAGUAUCAGCUUUGUGCGCCUGAAUAGUGAAACUCCUUCGGUGACCCUUCAAUUAAUGAACAUCCGCCGCUGCGGUCACUCGGACAAUUACUUUUUCGUGGAGGUGGGUCGCUCGGCUUCCACUGGACCUGGAGAGAUCUGGAUGCAGGUUGACGAUAAUGUGGUAGCCCAGAGCAUCCAUGAGACAAUUUUAGAGGCCAUGAAGGCUAUGAAGGAGUUAGCUGAAUUCCGGCCUCGCAGCAAAAGCCAGUCUUCAAGUUCCAACCCCAUUAGCGUACCGGGGAGACGGCAUCAUUCGCAGCUGCCGCCAAGUCAGACCGGGUUGGCCAGGAGAACCCGCACUGACUUUCCCCCAACUUCGUCAAGUGUUCCUGUAAAUCAGUCUUCUCGUCUCCGCACUGCUAGCGAAGGAGAUAAUUUAAGCAACAAGAUGGUCUUAAGUAGUCCUUUGAGUCCAAGUAUUCUUCGUACUCCAUUAAGUCGUUCCCAUACAUUGAGUUUAGGUGGUCGAAAUGGGAAACUGUUUCCUGCUCCUGGUCCCCUUCAACACAGCAGGUCUAUGUCCAUGCCAGUUCCACAUUCUCCACCAUCUGCUGCCAGUCCAGUUAGCAUCUCCUCUGGGAGCAGUGGCCAUGGCUCUGCUUGUGACCCCCUAGUUCCUCCACGUCCUUCCAGCUGUAAUGCAUCUGCAUCUGGGUCACCUAGUGACCCAGGUUUUAUGUCUUUGGAUGAAUAUAGUUCCAGUCCAGGGGACCUAGCCCGAGCAUAUUUAAGUUGCCGUAGUGGCACUCCAGAUUCAGUUUCUGGUACUCCACCACACACGGGAGACAUGAAUGGGUACAUGUCAAUGGAUAGACCUUUCUCUGGUGAUUGCCAAUGCCUUGCCCGACGCAUGGAAUGUUCAGCAAUAGAGAAGUGCCCCAGGAAGAGAACCUACUCUUUAACUACUCCUGGAAGACAAAAAGUUGCAACUCCUCAACUUUCCUCUGCUUCCCUUGAUGAAUCAACCCUUGUGCGUGCCACAUAUAAGGGUAGCUCUAGUCUUCUCUCAUCAUCUCCUAAAACAUGCCAUCCUUAUCCAGAGGACUAUGCGGAUGUAGAAAUUGGACGUCAGGAGGAUGAUGGGUACAUGCCCAUGAAUCAUGGAGCUGUUACUGUUUCCUCUUCCACAGAUUAUGUUCCUAUGAGCCCAGCAAGUGUGUCUGCGCCUCAGCAAAUUCUACAGCCACGCACUUGCAUCAGUGGCAGUACUCAGGAAUAUUCACCGGAUGGUUAUAUGCCAAUGUGCUGUGGGUCUAAAACAAGGCCAGUAUCUGUACAUCAUACGCUAUCUCCUGCAGAGCCACUGUCCUUUACACCUCCUGAUUAUUUCUUCAUGCAGCCUAAAAAUUGCAGUUGCCGGAGUCAUUCAACAGCACCUCAACAUAAUAGCCCAGCAGUUGUUGAGCCUUAUGUCUUAAUGAGGUCCCCAGCUUCCUCUUCUCCACAUGGUCGAAUUGCUCGACCUUCUCGCCUUGCACUUCGCACUCUGCCAAGCAUGAGUGAGCAUCCACCAGAACCCCCAAGCCCUCCAGGUGGAGAAUAUAUCCACAUAUAUUUUGGAGAGGCAAGAUCUCAAGAUUCCUUGCCUUUGCCUCCACAAACUGUCCAUUCAGACUCUGCACCACUGUCUGCUGCAGGCAGUCCAUCUUCCUCAUCUUCUGGGUCUGGGCCUCAACCCUCCCCAAUUUCGGACUAUAUGAACUUGGACUUUGGACCUACUUCACCAAAACCGAAAGCCUCAGCUAGCCUAUGCCCAAAUUCAGACUAUACAGAAAUGAGCCCAAGGAAGACCUCACCACAGCCAUCUUCUUCCAUGGCAUCUUCACCUACAGCUGCAAAAUUACCUAUAGAAAGUACAGUUAAUGGGGUACAGUGCCUCACGGUACUCAUGGACAAGAUGAAUGGGGCAUUUAGCCUGCACAGUCCUCCACCAGAUCCAGAUAGGGGGGCUAAGGUCAUCCGAGCAGAUCCACAAGGGGGACGCCGGCGCCACAGUUCAGAGACUUUUUCAUCCACCACCCAAGUGACUCCUGUAUCACCUUCCUUUGCACAUAGUCCCAAGAGGCACAGCUCAGCCUCUGUGGAGAAUGUGUCUCUGAGGCCUGGAGAAACAUUGGAAGUUGGUGAAUGUGGCAGCCCCAUGUGCAGGGAAACCUCAGCGGGAUUCCAGAAUGGACUUAACUACAUUGCCAUUGACUUGUCACCUGAAGAUCGAAACCUGUUGCUGCUAUCACAAGCCUCUUCCAGAGGACACUUGCCUGCGCUGGGACUUGCCAGUUUGAACAUUGGGUCCUAUCCAAGCAUUGACUUCCUGGGUCAUGGAAUCAAGGGUGCCACCACUGUCAGAGAGUGAAGGUACUGGUCCCAAACUUUAAUACACUAAAGAAAAGAUCCUUGGGCCUAUUUUGUGACCAGAUGCUGCUAAAGUCUCCCUCUUUCCGCUAGUGUGGUCUGAUUGGUUUCCGCUCAGGUAUAAAUUGUGGAGGAUGCGUGCCAGACAGCUACCAAGACAGACUUGAUCUAUUUGGAUGGCAUUAUUUACAGUCUAUCAUUUUCAUUUUGGACAUUAUGAAAAACCCCACCAACAUACAAGGAAUGACGAGGCCUUCAACUUUUCUUAUUUAUUCUUCUGUAGGCUGGGACGUCACCUAAGACAGUAACAUUACCCAAAUUGUGAGACAAAGGUACUGUUAGCCCUACCUCAUGAAUCAAAGAAAAUAAUAAAUUAAGGGAUGGUAAUGUGUUUGAUUUUCAUUGUGCAAUGAUGUUACUGAAGAAGUGUUCGGCCUUAUUCUACAUUUGAAAGAACAUUUGUUUAUUGAAUCAAAAUUAUUGGCUGUGCAGUUUACUUGGAAACCUCAUGACACCAAGUGACAUGGCAACUCUAACAUAAUGCAGUCGUGCACGUUUGCAUUUUCUCUUUUUAGAUGUGGACCAAAAAUGUGACUGACUUGUUUUAUUCUCUUAAGCUGUUAGACGCAUGAACUACACGGUUACAUAGAGCUUCAUUUGACUCCUUACAGUUUGAUUCAGCAGAUUACUGUAUCUACACAAGCCACAGGCUGAGACUGGUGAUUUUUUUUUUUUCUGUUUGCUUUUUAUUACUGACAUUCAAAAUGUAUGUACGUUUUUAACAAGAGAUUUUACGUGUUGAUACAAUAUUACUACUAUUGACAUGUAUUGAAAACUUAUGUUUUUAGGUAUUUUUUUAAGGUACUUUUAAUUUUAACGUUGAUUGUAUUACACGCACACACAACUGCAUUGUGCUUAACCAAAAAAUGUCACCUUAUGGAAUAUUCAUCCUAAGUAAUGUGCUGUAACAACACUGCAGUUAAUAGGCUAGCCUUACGGUACAGCUCUUCCUGGCUGAGCAGUUGCUCUAGUAAUGUUCCCUGAGUGCCAUGUGCCCCUUUGAGGUGGAAAUUUUAAUUUUUCAAGCCUAAUCAUUGAAAGUAUACCAGAAAGAUUGCACGGCACUCAGCUCCAUGUUACCCAACUCAUGUGUUGGUGGGAGGGUCUUGAAGAUGCAAGAGUUUUGCAAAAUGAUCACAAUUGGAAUGAGCAGAGCAGGGCCCUAAAAUGUCCUGGUUUUAGAUUUCAAACUGUUGGGGGAUAUGUUUAACAUUACGAAGUUAC